UCUUGAUCAUUGUACUCACUCUUCCAUUUUGGGGUCUUCUUCUUCUUCUGCUGCUGCUGCUGCUUUAUCUUCUUCACAGGAAUGACUAGGCGUCCUCCUCCGAGUCAUGAGUAACACAAAGGUCCCGAGAGCGAAGGUUAUGUAUCACCAAGUCUAUGACAGAGGAUAAGAACAGAAGCCUCUUCGACUGCUGUUUGUGUUCUGUGUUCUUUCUUUUCCUUUCUUCUUCUUCUUCUUCUUCUCUUUCUGUCAGUUUGGUGAUGACACAAGUUUGAUGUACUCUUUGGAUUCGCUUGGUUCGUAGUCCAAACUUGUAGAUAUCAAACCCCUUGUAGUUCCUUCAUAAAAGCUUCUUCCUAUGGGGAAGGGCCUGAUACUGAAGACACUGGAGCGGUGCCGGUCGCUGGGGAGCCACAGGAAGGGAGACCAGAAGCGACAGAUGCCACCGGAGGGUUGCUUCUCGGUGUACGUCGGGCCGGAGAGGGAACGGUUCGUGGUCCGCACCGAGUGCGUCAACCACCCGCUGUUCCGGAUGCUGCUCGACGAGGCGGAGGAGGAGUUCGGGUACGCCGCCGCCGGGCCGCUCGAGCUCCCCUGCGGCGUCGAGCUCUUCCAAAGGGUGCUGUGCGAGGUGGAGCAGGACGCGGCGGAGCUGCACUCGCCUCGGUGCAACUUCGCCAAAGGCCACGCCGGCGGCUACCUCCUGCAUAGCCCGGCACGGCCGCUGAUAGCCGGGCGUGUUUAGAUGACCACACGUGCAUGGCCAUGCUAUAUGUACGUAUAUGAUGUGUUUGCUUUCCUUGUGUCUGUAAUCACCUUAAAAGGGUCUCCUCUCCACUUCGUUUUUAGUACGGUAGAGAUGGUGAAGCCUCGUCGUGGACUUUUGAAGCAUGCGAUGUAGAAGAUGUGAUCGAUAGCUUGUUGUGAUGCGUAUGUUUCUUGAUC
Molecule: messenger RNA, 945 nt
Organism: Musa acuminata AAA Group (dessert banana)
Lineage: Eukaryota; Viridiplantae; Streptophyta; Magnoliopsida; Zingiberales; Musaceae
Product: auxin-responsive protein SAUR71
Exons: 1
Coding region: 359-745 (128 amino acids)
Biological process (GO): response to auxin
Source: RefSeq, a predicted model, not a curated record